This is a messenger RNA of Syngnathoides biaculeatus (alligator pipefish), 5061 nucleotides long. Its product is annotated as solute carrier organic anion transporter family member 5A1. The record is from RefSeq and is a predicted model, not a curated record. The transcript is spliced from 14 exons. Gene Ontology annotation, biological process: sodium-independent organic anion transport; transmembrane transport. The coding region runs from base 1621 to 4149 and encodes 842 amino acids. Gene Ontology annotation, cellular component: membrane. Gene Ontology annotation, molecular function: protein binding. Lineage: Eukaryota; Metazoa; Chordata; Actinopteri; Syngnathiformes; Syngnathidae.
AAAUUUCUUUUUAGGUAGUUUUAAACGGUAACUGUUGGAGAAAAUUGUGCUGUACAGACUUAUUUAAUGAGGCGCACGGUAGUUGAAACGAACAGGAUAAUGUGUCAUAUUUAUAUCAGUGAUUUGUGCUGUGCAAUGUGAUUAUAAUUUGUUUUAUUAUUAUUAUUAUUAUUUGGGCAUUCUGUCAAUGAACAGAGGCUCUUAUUUGAUUUUACCAAUUUAUAAUGUCUCAACCACUGAAAAAAAAUCUUCCCUUAUUUAUGAUAUUGGACAAAUGCAUAAUAAUAAAAAAAAAUUUCAAGUAUGAGUUGUGAUUUCUGGCUGUUAGGAAAAAGUAACCGCAUACUCGCAGGACACAGCAUAAACGCCAGAUAAUCGAUAAAACUCGCUCGGGUUUCCACGCCGAAAACGAAUGCUGGCAUCCACUUUAUGUGUAUUUACGAUAAAGUGUAACACUGCCGUAACAAGGAAAGUGUAAAAUGAAAUGAGUUCACCACCCACCCCCCUCGGAGCAAAUGAAUGACAAUAGCGUGUCAACUGCCGCCAAUGAAAAGCAACCUGAUGAACAUCUGCCAUCGCCGUCCCUGGGAAAAAAAAAAAAAAGAAAAGACUGGACGGCUCAUUGGCCACCAAAACUGAAGUCGCCGUCCGCCAUCUUGAUCCCUCCAAAACAAGCAUGCCGACCUGUGCGUUAAUCGCCAGUUUCGUGGCUGUGAGAAAACAUUCCACAGGUGGGAUUGACUCCCAAGAAGCGGGCAGAUGGGCUCACCCUGCGCUCCGGGGGGGCUGCCGUGAGGGUCCCCCGCUCCCCCCGACCCUGCUCCCGCGGGACCUGGUAUUCCGGGUAUUCAGCCCCCCUCCAUCCCUCCAUCCAUCAUAAUAAAACAAUUCUCUGUACUUCUAAUCUGGGCAUUGUGUCGACGCCGCCUUCAAACGUGCGAAGGCUUCUCGGCACGCUCAAGCGCUUCCAUUGGCGCCAAAAUGAUCUCCGAUGAUGAGCUGCGAUUCCCGAAAAGACCCAGCGGAGCGGACGCGACGUUCCGUGGGGAAUGAGAGUGUAAGGCUCAAGCUCCUCUCCGGCUUCUCAGCGCAGCAGUAAUAUAAGUUGCUCUUCGCAGAGGAUAAAGAAUAUAUGCAUGUAGGAAAGUUGUAGAAUGUCCCACGGUCUGUGGAGGUGGCGGCAGCAGUAGCAGCCUUGGGCAUCAGGCGGAUUUCAUUCAGCGGGCAGCUGCUCCGACGACGACAACAGGCUACCUCCGUUCUUCCCCCGCGCUGCUGCCCUGCCGCGGAACAAAGACAACCAGCGUCUAACAAAGAGCCAUAAACAAGCGACCCCACGAUGGGAGUCUAAACCGGACAGCAUUCAAGUUUUGUUUUUGGAGAACUGGACUGUAUUAGCAGGUUUUGCUAGUUGACUUGUGAGGAUAUCUUGGCUCAAGGUGCGCCAGAUGGAAUCAUGUCCGUAACCAGAGGCCUCAGGUCCGCGCCGGUGAUGACGGCAGGGCGGUCUUUAGUUUCGUCCCUGCCGCCCCCCAACUGAGUCCCCAUGUGGCACUAGAAGUAUUCACAGCACAGCCGGGAUCCUCUCAACAACGCGAACCCCCCUCACCUGGCUGUGCCAUGACGUCGUCGGACAGCGACGAGGCCGGGAGCGAUCUCUCGGAAUCGCCGGAGAUCCUCCGGCUCCAGGACCAGUACGUGGACUCGGAGAGCUGCUUCAAGUCCAAGAGCCUCCCCAUUUUGAACGGGCCCUGCCCGACGCACUGCAGCGAGGUCGGCUUGCUUGAUGCCGCCGCCGUUCGUGUGGACGAGACCCACGAACUCCGACCUCAAACGCCCGAGUCGCCCUCCUCGAGGACGGACUUCUCGCCGUCGGUGUCCAGCAUGGUGGGGCUCAGCAGCGCCUUACCCGUGGACCCCCGCAGGGCGGCGGGGGGUACGAAAGUCGGCUUGUCCCUGUCCCGCCUUCUCCGCCUCCCGGCCAGGAAGUACGUGCGCGUUAUCCUCAGAGAUUCGCGCUGCUUCCUGUUCUGCAUGUGCUACCUGACCUUUAUCCAGUCCCUGAUGGUCUCGGGGUACCUGAGCAGCGUCAUCACCACCAUCGAGAAGCGCUACAGCCUCCGCAGCUCCGAGUCGGGCCUGCUGGUCAGCUGCUUCGACAUCGGCAGCUUGCUGGUGGUGGUCUUCAUCUCCUAUUUCGGCGGCCGGGGUCACAGGCCGCGCUGGCUGGCCGUCGGCGGCGUGGUCAUCGCCGUGGGGGCGGCCCUCUUCUCCCUACCCCACUUCAUUUCGCCGCCCUACCAGAUCCAGGAGGUGAACGCGUCGGCGGCCCGCGAAGGGCUCUGCCUCGGCGGAAACAGCAGCGGACGGGAGGCGCCCGAGGCGGCGUCGUGCCCUCGCGACCCCGAAGGCAACGAGCACGACCUCUACGUGGCUCUGUUCAUCUGCGCCCAGAUACUGGUGGGCAUGGGGUCCACGCCCAUCUACACGCUGGGGCCCACCUACCUGGAUGACAACGUCAAGAAGGAGAACGCGUCUCUCUACCUGGCCGUCAUGUACGUGAUGGGAGCCCUGGGCCCGGCGGCCGGCUACCUCCUGGGAGGCGUCCUCAUCGGCUUCUACGUGGACCCCAAAACUGCGGUCAACAUCGACCAAAGCGACCCUCGCUUUGUCGGCAACUGGUGGAGCGGCUUCUUGCUGUGCGCCGUCGCCGUCCUCCUGGUCAUCUUCCCCAUGUUCGCCUUCCCCAAAAAGUUGCCGCUGCGCCGCAAGAAGCGGAAGAACGCGAUGCUCUCGUCUCCCGGCGAAGGCGACGACGGCGUGAUGAUGAAGGAGAAGUCCGGCGGCAAAAGCCACGACGUCUCCUCCUCCAUCGGCUUCGGGAAGGACAUCAAAGACCUGCCCAAGGCGGCGCUGAGGAUCCUCAGCAACGUGACCUUCCUGUUCGUCAGCCUGUCCUACACGGCCGAGUGCGCCAUCGUCACCGCCUUCAUCACCUUCAUCCCCAAGUUCAUCGAGUCCCAGUUCGGCAUCCCCGCCUCCAACGCCAGCAUCUACACGGGCGUGAUCAUCGUGCCCAGCGCCGGCGUGGGCAUCGUGCUGGGCGGCUACAUCAUCAAGAAACUGAAGCUGGGCGCCCGCGAGUCGGCCAAGCUGGCCAUGAUCUGCAGCGGCGUGUCGCUGCUCUGCUUCUCCACGCUCUUCAUCGUGGGCUGCGAGAGCAUCAACCUCGGGGGCAUCAACAUCCCCUACACCGCCGGGCCGACGUUGACGCUGACGCAGAAGAAUCUGACGGGAAGCUGCAACGUCAACUGCGGCUGCCGCAUCCACGAGUACGCCCCCGUCUGCGGCUCGGACGGCAUCACCUACUUCAACCCGUGCCUGGCCGGGUGCAGCGCCGUCGCCAACGACAGCGGCGGGACGAGGAACUACACGGACUGCGGCUGCGUGCAGAGCCGGCAGGUCAUCACGCCGCCGGCGGGCGUCGGCCCCGUCAACCGCCUGCGGCUGGUCAUCGUCAAGACCUACCUGAACGAGAACGGAUUCGCCGCCUCGGGGAAGUGCGAGCGUGCGUGCAACACGCUCAUCCCCUUCCUGGUCUUCCUCUUCAUCGUCACGCUCAUCACCGCCUGCGCGCAGCCGUCCGCCAUCAUCGUCACGCUCAGGUCCGUGGACGAACCGGAGAGGCCUUUCGCCCUCGGCAUGCAGUUCGUCCUCCUCAGAACUCUCGCGUACAUCCCGACGCCCAUCUACUUCGGCGCGGUGAUCGACACCACGUGCAUGCUGUGGCAGCAGGACUGCGGCGUGCCCGGCUCGUGCUGGGAGUACGACGUCACCGCCUUCCGCUUCGUCUACUUCGGCCUGGCCGCCAGCCUCAAGUUCGUGGGCUUCGUCUUCAUCUUCCUCACGUGGUACUCCAUCAAGCACAAGGAGGAGCGGGUGGAGCGUUGGCGGCCGCGCCGGGCCCCGCCCCGGCCGGCCCCGCCGCCGCCGGGCGCCGCCGCCCCGUCGGACCGCGCCGGGGGCCGCAAGAGCCACGCGCGCACGCGUUCCUGCCCCGUCUUCAUCCCGCCGGCGCGGCCCGAGGCCCUGCUGCUGUGCCACGGCGGCCUCAAAGCAAUAACGCCCGGCGGCUCGGCCCGCGCCUGAGGCCUGACUGACGCGUCGCCGUCACGGUGCUCACCCUAAAGCACAAAGUGUGUUCUAUGCAAGAUCCCGACUCCGAGAACACCCAAAGAUGUGACCACGGAACCCGCCGGAAAAGAAUCCGUCGUUAACGAUUGGAUCGUGUACGGAACGCAGUUCGGAGGCUGGCUAAUUCAAAUAACUUGUGAGAUUUUCCCCGACGGCCUUACCGGGAUCGAUACGGUCAAAUAAAAGUCCUCGCUGGAUCUCAUUUGUCUUGUACUGCCCUCUUGCCCCGCAGUUUCAAGGUUCUGGGUUCAAAGCCCUUCGCCGUUAGCUUCUCAGGUUAGCUAGCUAGUAAAAAAUGAGAAAAGCGCGUCAACAAACCCGCUCAAACCUCAGCCCCGAAAACCUGCAAAAAUACAUCACGAUGGCAUUAAUAUAUUGUACAUAAGCGUCGUGGUAAAUAUUUACUGGUAAGUGAGCAAAAAACAUAUAAUAAGUGUUUCACUACAAAAUGGUUGAUUGAUUAAAAUUGCAGCAAAUUUUCAUUCGGAGUCAUUUUGAUUUCACUUUGGCGCGAUCAUCCUGUAAAUAUGGACGAUAAUUAUCAUGACGUGCGAAUAGUGUUAGCAGUAGAGCGUAGGUCAAGCGUAUUUAUAAGCUAACGUUUCAAGACAAAAACUACGACAUCGCGCAGCGCCUGAACGGAUUUAUCGUCAAGUUGGGCCGACGGGACUACUUUACCCAGAAUGCACUUCUCUCCUUUUGUUUGGUUACACAUUUGGAACGCGGAACACAGAGAAAGCGGACCUUAUGAUAACGAUGAAAAAUUGUUAUUGGUGUUCCUCAGGAGCAGAAAAGUGUCCUGUCCUCAUCUCUUUCCAAAUGACUUGAAUACAUCUGUGAUAUUUGUCAAUAAAAAUUUCAACUACA